Messenger RNA from Saccharomycopsis crataegensis, 612 nucleotides. RefSeq lists its product as uncharacterized. The transcript has a single exon. NCBI's taxonomy places the organism in Eukaryota, Fungi, Ascomycota, Saccharomycetes, Ascoideales, Saccharomycopsidaceae. The record is from RefSeq and is a predicted model, not a curated record. Bases 1 to 612 code for a protein of 203 amino acids.
AUGUCUUUUAGAAAUCCUUUCAAGAAAAUACUCAAAGAAAAAGCCAGAUUGAUCUCUAAAUUGACUGAAGAAGCUUUGGAGGAUAUAGCAGACUUUGAAAUCUCAAUCUCAAAUAACUCUCCAGUGACACUGGACUCAUCCAAUUCACUUGUAUCUGAAAUUAAUGCACCAAUCCAGAAUUAUGAAAGCGUCAUAGUCGAUGAUACAAAUGAUGACUCUUUCAGUGUAUCUCAAACCGAUCUAUAUAAGAAGAUCAGAAAAGGAUUUAGACGAAUUAAUUCCCCGGAUGCUGAAGCAGAAUAUGACAGGGUAGCCGAAAGUCAUAGCAAUGAAACAUCUCCCUUGUUGCCCUCCCCGGUCCCUGGGAGAUAUAUAUCUCAUCAAAAUCAAGUCAAUGCAUCGGGCCAUGUACAAACGAUAAUCAGAAGUUGUUUGCGUAAUAGAUGGUACUUUCUCAGUGGUAUCACGCUCAUUACAGGGUUUAUCGUUUUCUUACUAUCCCAUACCGAUAAUGGAAAGGAAAUACCGGUGAUAUUGAGAAUAUUUUUUUGCUUUAUAUUGAGUUCUUUCUUUGAUGGUUACUGCGCUUUGAACGAUAUUUCUAGAAAUUAG